Xyrauchen texanus (razorback sucker) is the source of this 4859-nucleotide messenger RNA. RefSeq names its product suppressor of tumorigenicity 14 protein-like. Gene Ontology annotation, molecular function: serine-type endopeptidase activity; protein binding. Gene Ontology annotation, biological process: proteolysis; acrosome reaction. The transcript is spliced from 19 exons. The coding region runs from base 240 to 2774 and encodes 844 amino acids. Lineage: Eukaryota; Metazoa; Chordata; Actinopteri; Cypriniformes; Catostomidae. The record is from RefSeq and is a predicted model, not a curated record.
UAGUCAUAGUCAUACCAUGUUUUUCGUGCCCACUGCCUAGUGAAACUAGCGACAAGAGCUCUCAGGUGGGACGGAGAUGCGACUCAUUGAAUGAAACACUGACAAGCGAGAAAACUCGAUUAAACAAUCAGUUUAAGAAUUUUUCCAAUUAUAGUAUUUCAUCAAAACCGCCAGAUAGAAAGAACCGGCUGAGGUGUUGUUUGGUGUCUUUAGACGCGGAACUAGUUUCCUACAACAAAAUGAGUUCUGCCAAAUAUGAACAUGGAGGUAACAGGCCUGAGCAGGUCAACUUAAUGACAGAUCAACAGAAGAUCAUGAACCGAAGAUCAUCAAAACGGAAGAUCAGCAUCAUCGCUGGGGUCAUCAUCGCCAUGCUUGUAGUGGCCGCAGUUGUCGGAUUUCUCUUGUGGCUGUUUCUUGAAAGGUCCAAAGAGUUGGAAAAUGAGUCCAUGUUAAAGCAGCACAACCCAUCCACUCUGGUUUACACUGGACACAUUAGGCUUCUGAAACCUGAAUAUAGCCCAGUAUACGAGGACCCCGAUGGCCCAGAAUUCCAACGAGUGGCAAAGGACUUGGAAGGAAUUAUGAACGAGACAUUCACGAAAGAUCCUUUCCUGUCAAAAUACUAUACCAAGUCUGUCAUCACCGCUUUCAGUGAUGGAUUGUUGGCGUAUCAUUGGAUCCAGUUUGAUGUUUCUGUGGAGGACCAGGACCUUCUCCCAGAGCUGACAGAGGAGCGCGUGGUCGGGGCUCUGCGGAGGAGCAUCCGCCAGGAAGGCAGACUCACCGGGAAUGUCGCAGUCACUGCAACUGACAUUACAGCAUCAUCCACAGAUCCUCGGAUGGCCAGGGACCCCAAAUCUAAGCAAUGCUUUUCCAGUCUAGUGGCGGAACCCAAAGCCAAGGAAUUUAUGUCACCUGGGCACCCUCACAUGUACCCAGCCUACUCCCGAUGCCAGUGGCAGAUCCGUGCCCCUAAAGGCUCCGCCAUCCUCGUCAAAUUCAGGCCCUUCCAUGUAGAAGAUGAUUGUGCCAAUGACUAUGUGGCCAUCCACAACUCCCUCAGUGCUGACAGCUCUCAGGCCAUCACAAAACAGUGUGGACGUCGUCCCUCUUCAAAUCCUCUAGAGGUGGUUUCCUCUGGUAACAUCAUGCUUAUCAACCUGAUCACAGAUGAGGUUCGGAGGACAGGUUUCAAAGCUACUUACACGGCCGUUCCCGCUACUGCUGCUGGAAGCUGUGGAGGAUAUCUGACUUCUCCUAAAGGAAACUUCAGCACUCCUUAUUAUCCUAGUUUCUAUCCUCCCUUGGUGGACUGCAACUGGAAUAUCAGUGUUCCUGUUGGCAAGAAGAUUAAGGUUGCCUUCACCAUGUUCCGUGUGAAGGAGCCUGGUGUUGAUGUUGGCACCUGCCACAAAGACUACGUACAGGUGCAAGGUAGAAAGUAUUGUGGGGAGAAAAGUAGACUAGUGCUCUCUAGCCACACCAAUUCCCUAGAAGUGAAGUUCCAUUCAGAUGAAUCCUACACGGAUAAGGGAUUCAGGGCUGUUUACACUGUCUAUGACCCUGUCGACCCUUGUCCUGGUCAGUUUGCUUGCACAUCAGGAUACUGUAUCAAGAAAGAGCAGCACUGUGAUGGCUGGAAUGACUGCGAGGACAUGAGUGAUGAGAAGAACUGCAAAUGUGAUGAGGACCAGUUUGUUUGUAAAAACGGCCUGUGUAGGCCUGAGUACAGUGUGUGUGACGGGAUGGAUGAUUGUGGGGACAGCAGCGAUGAGCAGAAUUGUGACUGCGGCAUAGCUGAGGGAAAGUGUGGAGAUGGCGCUUGUAUUCAACAGGAAGUUAUAUGUGAUGGAAAUAUAGACUGUGCUGAUGGCAGCGAUGAGGUCUCCUGCAAAGAAUCGGUUGGGGUCUGUACAGAUUACUCCUUCAAGUGUAAAAACAAAGACUGUGUAAACAAAGUGAAUGCUGAGUGUGAUCGCGAGGAUGACUGCUCUGAUGGUUCGGAUGAGCAGGAAUGCAACUGUGGAAUCCGCCCCUACAGGCACAACCGUAUUGUGGGUGGACAGAAUGCAAAUUUGGGUGAAUGGCCGUGGCAGGUCAGUCUACACUUCAAGUCCGUUGGACAUGUUUGCGGCGCCUCUAUCAUCUCAAACAAAUGGCUGCUGUCUGCUGCUCACUGCUUCAUACAGCCUGAUACCAGCUACAAAAUGAUAUCUAACUGGCUGACGUACAGCGGCCUGCGGGACCAGAACAUCCAGGACAACACUGUUCAGCAGCGUACCUUGAAGACGAUCAUCACCCAUCCAAACUAUGACCAAAUGACCUACGAUUAUGACAUCUCCCUGUUGGAACUGAGCCAGCCAUUGAACUUCACCAACACCGUGCAUCCCAUCUGUCUUCCAGCACCAUCCCACCUCUUCGCAAGUGGCACUUCUUGCUUUGUAACAGGCUGGGGCACGCUCCGAGAGGGAGGGACUGUUGCACAAAUCCUGCAGAAAGCAGAAGUAAAGGUUAUUAAUGAUACAGUAUGCAACAUGGUGACCGAGGGUCAGUUGACCUCUAGAAUGAUGUGUAGCGGCUACCUAAGCGGAGGUGUGGAUGCUUGUCAGGGAGAUUCAGGGGGUCCUCUUGUAUGUCGUUCUGAUGUCGGUAAAUGGUUCCAAGCUGGUAUUGUGAGCUGGGGAGAAGGCUGCGCUCGACGAAACAAGCCUGGGGUCUACACACGUGUUACCAAACUGCGGGACUGGAUCCAUGACAUCACAUCUGUAUAGUGGACACUGGAACUGCAAGCAUACGAUGAACACAACAAGAGAAGACAAACGUUUAUUACCAUAAAUAUUUAGUGUUGGAGCAUCACUUGCACUGACAUUACUUGAAUACAGCUUUGGUUGGCAACAAAAAUUAUCAACAAUCAAAACUGUUUAAAACUACAGAAAACUCAAUUACUUAAAUACGUUUAGGGUUUUUCAUAAUAAUAAUAAUAAUAAUAAUAGCAUUUUUCAUUCAUUAUAGCUGUGAAUUAUGUUUUUCACAGAUUUAUCAAUCUAAAGUUGAGUUCAACAUUGUCUAUAUAUAUAUUAUAUAUAUAUAUAUAUAUAUAUAUAUAUAUAUAUAUAUAAUGUAUAUAAUCACUGUGUUGUACUGUUACACUCAGGAGUGGAUGGCAAAAUGUGAAUGUCAUCUUACAAGCCAUCUUAAAGUACUUUCAUUUGUUGGAUACUGAUUAUUCAACAGUAUCUUUAGGAACAGCACUUAAAGAUCAAGCUGGUGUAUAAUUAGUUUGCCCUGACUUAUGGCCUGGUGGAGGUCAUUUUGUAUUCUUUCUGAAUUAUGUUCUGUUUUUAAUGUUUGUUGAAUGCCCAAGAUUGUCUGCCUUUCUUACAAGGAGUGUACCCAGGCUCUUCUCGGAAACAAGGCCUUUUGUGUCUCAGGCUUUGGGGCAAGUUCCAAUCAUAAGUCGUUUCUUAUUGCAAAGUUCAAAAGCUUCUUUGCAAUCCAGAAAUGUCUGUAAGCAUUGCACUUGAUUUGACCUUUUUUCCAUCAGUGAGAUCUUGGGACCUCAGUGAUGAAGCUCUAAAAUGGAGGAUUAGAUAACAAAUGGGAUAUUUCCAUCAUCCAUUUGCCAAGGUCAGCAUAGGUCACUCACUUCUGCUGCAUGUUAAAGUUACAACCAAUCAAUGUCAAAGCUAGUAGCUGGAACACACUAGCAGGAUGGUCUCUCCAUCAGAGAGGCCUGAACGUAUCGAGGAAUCUAUAUGGCUCAUUCCUCAUAGACAUGGCAAGUUCCUUCCCCAUGGAAAGUCCACUUGCUGAGUAAGAUGCUCAGGUUUUGUAGUGUAGUGACAUAAUUUCCCCAGUGGCACGAGUGACAUAAGCUGUAUUUUGAGCAAUGUCAAGAAGAAUAGAUGCUAUAUUUUUGUACUAGACAGGUUUCUCAUAGCAUCUCAAAAUCAGGAUUAAGGCUUUAGUUUUAAAUGGUUAAUUAUUAAUCAACUAUAACUGUAUAAGGUAUAAGUUCAUCCAAAAAUGACAAUUCUCUCAUCAUAUAUUCACCCUCAUGUCCUCCCAGAUGUAUGUGACUUUUUCUUCUGCAGAACAUAAAGAUUAUUUUAAGAAUAUAUCAGCUAUCUCGGUCCAUGGUCAAUCCAAGUCAAUGGUGACCAGAACUUUUAAACUCCAAAAAGCACAUAGAGGCAGCUUAAAAAAGAUGACUCCAGUAGUUAAAUCCAUGUCUUUAGAAGCGAUAUGAUAGGUAUGGGUGAGAAACAAUAAUAGUUUCAAAUCACUUAUGAUUUAACAAUUAAAAUUAACAAAAUAAAUAAAUUUCCUUGACUGUCUCUUUCUUUGUGCUAGCAUCUUUACUACUCCAGUCACUGUGAGAACUUGGCAGUGCGAUACUGCAAAUAUUGUUGACUUUUGAAUGACAAAUUGCUUUUGUUCUUCAUUUGUAUGUCGCUUUGGAUAAAAGCGUCUGCUAAAAUGUAAAUGUUAUUUUAUUUUUUAUAUUUAUUUACUAUAAAUCUCCACUUUCACUUUCACAUUCUUCUUUUGUCUUUUGCCGAUUUGCCUUCUUUGAACAUAUUACCUUUAUGUGCUUCUUGGAGUGUCAAAUUGUUGGCCACCAUUCAUUUGCAUUGUAUGGACCUACAGAGCAGAAAUAUUCUUCUAAAAAUCUUAAAUUCUGUACUCCAGAAACACAGGAUAUGGAGGCUGGUAAUGUACUCUUACCAGCCUCCAUAUAGUUGGGGCUGGUAAGAGGUAGAGAUUUAUAGUAAUAAAUUACUUCAAUAUCCAAUGGUUUUAAUAAUUAAAAAUGUACAAUGUUUUCUUCACAAUAAAAUUUUACAUUUGUCAUG